AACGAAACACAAGCUCCUCCGAUCACCUGACUGGAAGUGUGAUGCUGUCCGAAGGCUUUUCUACACGGAGACUCAAAUAACUGUGUUUUCAAUAAUGCUUUAUUAAAACUAUUUUCAGUUUUAAUAGAUUACUUAGUAGUAUACUGAAGUGACUUGUAUAAUCGGACGCUCUCCGUGAUCAUUUGAGCAGUCAUGACAGAGUUCUGGUUGAUCUCUGCUCCUGGAGAGAAGACCUGCCAGCAGACAUGGGACAAGAUGAACACGGCCACAACCCAGACCAACUUGUCCACUAACCACAAGUUCAACAUACCUGAACUGAAAGUGGGAACUCUGGAUGUCCUUGUUGGGCUGUCAGAUGAGCUUGCCAAAUUGGACUCUUUCGUAGAGAGCGUAGUGAGGAAAGUGGCCCAGUACAUGGCUGAUGUGUUAGAGGACAGUCGGGAUAAAGUUCAGGAGAAUCUUUUGGCCAGUGGAGUUGAUCUGGUCACAUAUGUUACACGGUUCCAGUGGGAUAUGGCCAAGUAUCCAAUCAAACAGUCCCUUAAGAACAUCUCAGAGAUCAUGUCCAAGCAAGUGAGUCAGAUUGACAAUGAUCUCAAAGCCAGAGCUUCGGCUUAUAAUAGCCUAAAAGGGAACCUUCAGAGUCUGGAGAGAAAGAAUGUAGGGAGUCUUUUGACUAGGAGUUUGGCUGAUAUAGUCAAGAGGGAUGAUUUUGUUCUGGACUCGGAAUACCUUACUACUCUACUUGUAGUUGUUCCAAAGACUAGUUAUCCUGACUGGCAGAAGACGUAUGAAACUCUUUCUGAAAUGGUGGUUCCAAGAUCCACAAAGGUUUUAUUUGAAGACCAAGACAGUGGGUUGUUUAGUGUUACACUCUUCAGGAAGGCUAUUGAUGACUUCAAACUCAAAGCAAGAGAAAACAAGUUCAUGGUGCGUGAUUUUCAGUACAAUGAAGAGGAGAUGAAAGCAGACAAAGAGGAGAUGACUCGCCUCUCCACUGACAAGAAAAAGCAAUUUGGUCCUUUGGUGCGUUGGCUUAAAGUAAACUUCAGUGAGGCUUUCAUCGCAUGGAUACACAUCAAGGCACUCCGGGUUUUUACGGAGUCAGUCUUGAGGUAUGGGCUGCCAGUCAAUUUCCAGGCCAUGCUGCUUCAGCCAAACAAGAAGAAUGUAAAGAAACUGAGGGACGUUCUGCAGGACCUUUACAAACACUUGGACAGCAGUGCUAAUGUUAUUGAUGCAUCUAUGGACAUCCCGGGUCUGAAUCUCAGCCAGCAAGAGUACUAUCCGUAUGUUUACUACAAGCUCGACUGCAACCUCCUUGACUUCAAAUAGAAUUCAAAUUCCAAUGCACCAUUCCAUCCUGCAUCACAGAGACUAAACCCAAUAAUUUAUUAAACACUUACUGUUUAUCUUUACUUUUUUUUUUUUUACCUCUCUGUUAGUACCUUCCUCUCACUGCCUCAUUCCUUUAUCAUUCCUGCAGAUCACUAUUUCAAAUAAGAGGUCUCAGAAUCUCACUAUCUGUGUUAUUGGUUUAGUUUGUUUACAAAUGAAGGAUUUUCAGGGGUUUUAAAAUCUGUCCUUUGAGGGCAUGAGUGGUCCAACACUGAACACUCGUCUUUUGCUGAGCCCAUAAUGGCUGUGCAUUCUGUUGUUUUUAAUUUUCUGUUGAAGCUUACUCUGUGCCAUGUGCAGGUAAUGCAGUGAUUAUGUUUAAUUGUGUUGUUGAGAACCACUGUGUGUGUUUGUCUGUGUUUGUGCUUCUGCUGUGAGAUUAAAUGUAUUUAUGUUGCUGGAAAAGGUGAAAUACAUGAUCAAAUGCUGAAUGUAAAGACCAAUCAAAGUCAAUAAAAUUAUAGCACAUAA
Onychostoma macrolepis is the source of this 1869-nucleotide messenger RNA. It is a transcript of the gene atp6v1c1b, whose product is annotated as ATPase H+ transporting V1 subunit C1b. The record is from RefSeq and is a predicted model, not a curated record. Bases 193 to 1335 code for a protein of 380 amino acids. The transcript is spliced from 13 exons. Lineage: Eukaryota; Metazoa; Chordata; Actinopteri; Cypriniformes; Cyprinidae. Gene Ontology annotation, biological process: proton transmembrane transport. Gene Ontology annotation, cellular component: vacuolar proton-transporting V-type ATPase, V1 domain; lysosomal membrane. Gene Ontology annotation, molecular function: proton-transporting ATPase activity, rotational mechanism.